Gopherus evgoodei (Goodes thornscrub tortoise) is the source of this 3706-nucleotide messenger RNA. It is a transcript of the gene RNF8, whose product is annotated as ring finger protein 8. Gene Ontology annotation, cellular component: ubiquitin ligase complex; site of double-strand break; cytosol. The transcript is spliced from 7 exons. Bases 106 to 1620 code for a protein of 504 amino acids. Gene Ontology annotation, molecular function: ubiquitin protein ligase activity; histone binding. Gene Ontology annotation, biological process: ubiquitin-dependent protein catabolic process; protein K48-linked ubiquitination; double-strand break repair. The record is from RefSeq and is a predicted model, not a curated record. NCBI's taxonomy places the organism in Eukaryota, Metazoa, Chordata, Testudines, Testudinidae.
GGUGACGGAGGCAAGCGAGCCUCCUGCCGCCCGGAGUUGGAUGGUGCCAUCGUCCCCUCUAGCGAUUGCUCCUGCCUGUUGCCAAGGCCGGACGGUGCAGGCGGGAUGGCGGAGCGCGGCGGCCCCUCGCCCACGGGGGGCUCCGGCCGGACCUGGUGCCUCAGGCGAGUGGGGAUGAGCGGCCAGUGGCUCCUGCUGGAGAGCGGCAGCGAGGUAACUAUAGGCCGAGGAUUUGGUCUCACCUACCAGCUGAUCUCAAAAACCUGCCCACUGAUGAUCUCUCGUUACCACUGUGUUUUCAAGCAGAAUGCACAAGGCCAGUGGACAGUUACAGACAACAAGAGUCUAAAUGGUGUUUGGUUGAAUAAGGAACGUCUUGAUCCAUUAAAGGCCUACCCAAUAGGUGAAAGAGACCAUAUUCAACUAGGAGUGCCUUUGGAUAACAAAGAGACUGCUGAAUAUGAAUAUGAAGUGAUUAAGGAAGAAUGGGAGAAAGUUAGUCCAUUUUUAGCCCCAAGGAAUGACCAACUGAUGGGGAAACCUAAGGGUGCAAGAACUAAACGUAAACUUAGUUUGGAGGAAUCAGAGGCAUCUGGAGCAGAAGGCCCUUCGAAUUCCAGAUCUAAAAGGGACAGAGUGUCCUGCGAUAGUGAACCUUUGGGUAGAUCAUGUGGGAGGGCAGAACUGGCCAAACAGCCAACAGAAAACAUGGAUGUCAAGCUGCCUUCUCCUGGACCAAGCGUGGAGGAGGAUAAAGCUACAGUGUAUAGUAAUCCUAUGAAUUCUGAGAAAGCUACAUCUCUUAGCCAUAAGGACCAGAAAGCCUCUAAUCUGGCACAGUCUUGGACUGGUUUGGAAAUGCUGAGGCAAACCCUGGGAAAUAUAAUGAAGCUGAAAGUCAAGGUGGAGGAGAAGCAGACAGCUGUUUUGAGAGUGAAGAAGAGCAGAAAAUCUGGCCAAAAAGAGCUCAGAGUGAUGGAGCAGGAGCUGCAGGAAUUGCAGGACCAGUUGUGCACUGAACAGGAACAUCAGCAGCAGAGGGUGGAACAGCUGGAGAGGACAUUCUAUGAGGAGCAGCAGCAGCUUCUGGAGGGAAUGAAGAAGCAGCAAGGGGAAGAGAAUUUGAAGGAGCAACUGGCCCAGGUUCUGCAGGAGGAGGAGAAGGAGAAGGCAAGAGCGCAAAAGGAGGAGGUUUUGAGUCAGAUGAAUGAUGUACUGGAGAAUGAGCUGCAGUGCACAAUCUGCUCUGAACACUUUAUUGAGGCUGUCACUCUGAACUGUGCACACAGCUUCUGCUCCUACUGCAUCAAUGAAUGGAUGAAACGUAAAGUGGAGUGUCCCAUCUGCAGGCGAGAGAUACAAUCCAAGACGCGCUCCCUGGUACUGGACAACUGCAUUGACAGGAUGGUAGAAAACUUGAACUUGGAGAUGAAGGAGCACCGCCUGGCUCUCAUCCGAGAGCGCAAAGAGAAACAGGAUGUCUUAGUGAACCCAGCCACGGACAGUGAGAGCAGUAUCAUUUCUUCGAUCUAUUCCAUCUUGUCGAUGAGCAGUUAUGACAGUGAUGAAUUUGAGGAGGACUCUGACUACGAUAAUAUCUAUGAUAUCUAUGGUAUCUGAACACCCACAUCACAGAUUGGAUUGCCUGUGAGCCAUGCAGAAUCAAUCUAAGUGUGCUUGGAUCUACUGCCGUCAGAGGUGAAUGGAUUGUAUGUUUGGAAAAAUAGGUGUUGAACAGCCUGGAAUUCGAGCUGCAGAUGAAGAGUGCUUGUCAGAGCAUUGUUUUUGUUUUUAAAUGAAUGUAUAAUUUCUUGCCCUCUAAAGCAUCCAGACUGGAAUUGUGGGGGUAACUCAUGCUUGUCAUGCUAAAUACAUUUAUAUACGAACUUUGAUUUCCACGAUCGCUUGUGAUCCGAUCAGUAGAAUAAUGUCCUGGUUUCCCUGCCUGCUCCGCUGCUUGUCUGCUGGGUUGAAUUACACCUAUUCAAAUGUUUGUCUGUUUCCUUUAUUUCAGCUAGUGGAGAGAAUGGAUAGAUAUUUGAGCAGGCCUGCCAUUCCACCCAGCAGAUAGCAGAGGUACACCUAACACACCAGUACAGUGCCAGUUUAAGAUGGGUUUUCCUUGUGCGAUUUUACAUGACAGCUUGAUUCAUGCUUGUCUUUGUGUCAUUAAUACUUGGCUGACUGUACCUGUACCACCCUUUGAUCCCAGUGUGCUCAGUUCAUUGUAGAUUGGGGUGCUGGGUCUCUGGCUGUUCUACUGAUGUCACUUAUUUUUUGUUAGGUAGAGAUGGAGAAGAUUGAAUUACCCAAGUGUCAGCCCAAACCAGUGCUGUACUCGUUGCUCACAAAGCAUCUUAAUUGUUCUCUUUCCAGGCCUUUUCCUGCUUAAAGAAGGUGGAAAUGAGCACAUCUAGGAACAGUAAUUUAAAAACCCUAGUUAGUCCCUGUCAAAAGCGGAGAUAAUGUUUAUCUCUUCAGAAGUGCUACUGCUAUUUGAGUUAAUGGAAUGUCCUAUUUGCCUGGUGGGGAGGUAGCAGGUAGCAUCUGUGGCAAAACACAAGGCAAGAAGGGGGAAAGUACUGUAUCUACAUAUUUUUAUUGUUUACAAAAUGUUGCUGUUCAGCUGGGACAUAACACUAGCCUUGCUGCAAAGAAAAUCUUCACUGAGGAGCUGGUGAAAAAAUCUUGCCUCGUUUUUGCAAGCGCCUGACUGUGAAGCUCUGUUUCCUUUGGCCUAUAUACUUGAGUUAGUUUUGUUAGCUGAAAGGUACCAUUUGAUUGUGUGGGAGAGAAAAACACAAUCAUCUGUAGUAGUAUUUCUCUAUCCAUGUGUAUGUAUAUACUCAUUUCUCUGUUUCUCCUGCUUCUAAGGAGAGAGAUGUGAACCACUUCCGCUGUUCUGCCUGCCACACCCAGAGAGACAAAAGUAAUUAGCAGAAUGAAGUUUGACUUUAAUGAUAAAAAUGGGUCCUGAUCUCAUUUUUAUAGAUCUGGUUGCUUAACGUUAAAAACAUUUUCCCCUGUGAUAGACAUAGGAGCCUCAGCAUUUUACUAUUUUUAUGAAGUUAUUCCAAAAGACUUGUGCAUUCAGGGAUUUGUAUGACAAAUCACACAGACCAUUCUGCCCUGCAUUUGUUGGGGCAGAUAAGCCAACAAUUUAAUAUAGGUGGAACACACAGCACCCUGACCCUGGGGAUGUAGUAUUUCUUAUUUUAAACUAUCCCAUGCUAAAGAAAGGACUCAUUGCAGGAGUGUGUGAAGAGUGAUGCCAUUCCACGAGGCAAAUGUGUCCUGACAUGAUUUGUGUGAUCAGGACUAUAACAGGGACAAAAUGUCUGGUCUAGAAACCAUGUCCAGGUACCUGUCACCCUCCUUAAACUUCAGUGUAAAGUUUCUCUCCUGUUGUGGAGGAGCCAACACUACCUUGAGGUUUCCUGCUCUCCUGUGCUCUUGACAUUCAAUUCCUACAUGUAUGUUCUCUUUAGAAGUGCUAGUCAGUUGGGGUGGGGGGAGUCAAUAGAGGAUUGAGAAUGGUUGACACUAACCCAGGUCUCUCUGUGGAAGAGAUCUGUUUCCAUCUAGCAUGGGAUAAGCUCUCUGGAGCUCAAGGAUUACAGAUUUCUUCUAUCAGAUGUAUUUUGCCAUGUUGCUGUAUUAUUUUUUCUGCCUGUUUUAUUUUUACUAAAUAUAUUUAUUUUGCUUC